Messenger RNA from Didymosphaeria variabile, 4665 nucleotides. RefSeq lists its product as uncharacterized. Bases 1 to 4665 code for a protein of 1554 amino acids. The record is from RefSeq and is a predicted model, not a curated record. Gene Ontology annotation, molecular function: catalytic activity; phosphopantetheine binding. Gene Ontology annotation, cellular component: cytoplasm. The transcript has a single exon. NCBI's taxonomy places the organism in Eukaryota, Fungi, Ascomycota, Dothideomycetes, Pleosporales, Didymosphaeriaceae. Gene Ontology annotation, biological process: amino acid activation for nonribosomal peptide biosynthetic process; secondary metabolite biosynthetic process.
AUGUCACCAGCUAUCAUACUGUCCGAAAUUUCUAGGGUGUUGGACACUCCAAUAUCUUUGUUAGAUCUGAAUGCGAGUUUCAUUCACAACGGGGGCGAUUCACUGUCCUCAAUUCAACUGCAGGCCGGGUUGAGGAAACAUGGAAUCCGAAUAUCGUUCGAAUCAAUAUUCGCCGCUAGUGCCCUGCAAGUGCUUGCCGACAAGGCACCUGUCUACACGCCACGAGACAUCAAACAUGCAAUCGCUCAGACCCAGCGUGCAGGGCUCAAAAGAGUCCAUCUCGAUACGGACGACCUAUCAGUAAAACGCAUACGCAGAGACAGUGUUGCAUUGUUGGCUACCGAAGAGCAACAGCCGUGCGCGAAAUGUCCAAUGACGGAGAUGCAAUUAUCCCUUGUUCGCUCUACGCAAAUGAAUCCUGGUCGCAACGUCAUUUCAUACUACGAGGAACAUAAGCCAGAAGCUGUACCUGCAGUCAAGUUGGCAUGGAAAGCGAUUAUGAACACAGAACCAAUUUUCAACUUGUCCUUCGAAGUGGGAGAGACAGAAGGCCAUAUGUAUGAAGGUGGUCCGGGUCGCUUCGCUUGGGAGGAGAUAAAUGUCUACGACGAAGGAUGUUACCUACGAAUGUUGAAAGCGGAGCCACAACAUGCGAAGAUUACUGAAGCCCAAGUAAGAGUCGUUACCUUGCAAUCAUCCAAGGUCAGAAGUAAAAGCACCAUAAUCUAUAGCUUCCACCAUGCUCUGAUUGAUGGAGUCUCAUUUAGCCUUCUUCUCUCUAAAGUGAAGAAGUGCUUAAGAGGCGAAACAUACACACCAGGUCCUUCGUACACGUCGUUCGCUCUACAGCUGAAGCUACUGCAAGAGCGCGAGCACGAGUCCGCUGUGCAAUUUUGGAGGACGCAAAAAAAGAAGUAUCCUUCUGCAACAACGCGAUUACUUCUUCCCGGUCGCCCAGACGGCAUACAACGAGAAACGAAAGGUCUUGAACAGGUCGAAGUCGAAUCGUCCCCAGAACAGCUUGUCCAGCAUGCUAGAAAAUUAGGCGUAACAGUUGCGUCGCUCUACUAUGCCGCAUGGGGUCUUGUACUUUCGAGGUAUACUGAUUCCGAUCAGGUAUGCUUUGGUGCAGUUUUAUCUGGGCGUACGUUACCGAUUGAAGGUGUAGAGACCGUAAUCGGACCGACUAUCAACACUUUGCCUUUCUCCCUUCGGUUAUCUCAUCACAAUCUAAUUAGAGAGUAUAUCAGCGAAACUUUCGCUGAACUGCUGGGGUUGACGACCUAUCAAUGGAGCACACCGAAUCACGGCUUCGUGCGAAACUUCGACUCAGCAGUUAAUGUUCGAUUCCACGGGCCUAACUCCACUCUCGGCUCCCUCUCUGACUCCGUCGGAUGCCCGUAUGGUGUGGUAUACUCGGAUAUUCCAAUUCACAUUGAAGUCGGAGAUUGCGGUAAAAUUACCAUGAGUUAUCACGCCGAUAGCUUCGCAAGACACCAUAUGGCAUGUCUAGGCGCAAGCUUUGCAACUGCUUUGAAGGCUAUUAUGAACCCCGACUCCACCCUCAAUCUAUGUCUGAAGUCAUUCAUUACGACGGAUCAACUUAGCGAGCUCGGAAAGCUUGGGAAUUGGGCCUCGAAACGUUCGACGCAUGCUCACAGUAGGGAUACUCUGGUGUCUCUCUUCUCAAGAUCCGCAGAGUCUAAUCCUGCCGAAACGGCCAUCGAGUGGCGGUCAGGGACUAUGACCUACUCUGAGCUCCACGAGCAGUCCUCCCAUCUCGCGAAGUCCCUAGCAGUACAUGUUGUACCAGGUGAUGUUGUAUGUGUAGAUGCUGAUCGAUCGAUCAGCUGGAUCGUUGCGAUCUAUGCUGUUCUUAAAGCUGGCGCAACCUACUUUCCCCUCGAAAAAAACGUACCCGACAUUAUCCGAGAUACCAACUACAAAUCGGCGGGUGCUAAACUAUUCCUUACUGCACGACCAGCAACGAAGUCAAGAAUGCCAGCGUCGUGCAACCUUUGCCUUUCAGUGGAAGAGCUGUUACUAGAGAACAAUACUUCAGACUUGUCAACCAAAACUCCUCAUCCGAAGUCCAACGCGUACAUUUGUUUCACGUCGGGAUCUACUGGAAACCCCAAAGGAGUGCUGUGCCGUCACGACGGAUUAGUUGCAUUUCAAAAUGAUUUCAGCGUACGACUCUGCUCUCGAUCUGGCUGGAGAAUAGCCCAAUUUAUGUCGCCCGCUUUCGAUGGAAGUAUUCAUGAGAUAUUCUCAACCUUGAGCUACGGGGCAACAUUGGUACUCCAGGAUGAAUCACAACCACUCGACCAUUUGAAGAAGGCGGACUCCGUAAUCCUCACUCCUUCAGUCGCCCAGAUCCUCGAGCCGUCAGACUAUCCAAACUUGAAGGCUGUAUACCUUGUUGGAGAGGCCGUUCCACAAAGCGUAUGUGAUAUCUGGGCAGAACACAAACAGCUCUUCAACAUGUACGGCCCGACCGAGGCUACCUGCGGUGCAACAAUCAAGCGAUUAAAAGUAGGAGAACCUGUCAGUCUAGGUUCAGCGACUCCUUCGUCAAGGAUCUAUAUCCUCGAUAGCAAGCAAAGCAUUGUUCCUCCUGGUGUUAUCGGAGAAAUCUAUCUGGCUGGUGUGCAAGUCGCACAUGGCUAUGUGGGGCGUCCUCGAGAGACCUCAACCCGAUUCUUUCCCGAUUCUGUCUGCCCAGAACAUUUCGGAGAAUUCAUGUACAAAACAGGAGACCGAGCCUACUGGAGCGACAGUGGGGAGUUGAUGCUUCUUGGCCGCAAUGACCGGCAGAUCAAGUUACGUGGCUUUCGGAUAGACCUUGAUGAUCUGGGGAUCCGUAUCGAAAGAGCGCAUGAAGAUUGCACCGGAGCUGCUGUCGCUGUAAAUGACGAUGAACUGGUUGCCUUUGUUCAGCCUGCGAGUUUGAACAUGCAGUCCUUCAGAGCAAGCCUUAGUCAGCACAUACCUCCGUAUGCGCUUCCCCGUCGCAUCAAGGCUGUAAAAGCUUUUCCAAUGACUCCCGCAGGAAAGCUAGACUACAGAUACAUUUCGAACUCGGACAUCAUUGACGAGCCACGGAAUGGUCAAAGCAUUGCUACCUCCGAAAAGAUGGUUCUAGCGUGCCUGCGAGAGGUCCUUGGCAUGACAAUGGACGCUGAAACCCAUCUCGAUUCCAAUGUCGACGAUGUCUGUGCUACUUCUAUUGUUCUGAUCUCCCUCGCCCAUCGCCUGUCGCAGAGUUUCAAGCGGAAGAUCUCGGUUCGUUUGAUCUUGGGCUCACCGUCAUUUCGCGACCUGGCUAGUGCUCUAGCAGCCUUGCAGCACCCGAACGACAUUGCGACACAGACCAGUCUUGGAGAUCAUGGGGUUUCCCCCAUAGAAAAGGAUUGGUGGUACAAGUAUCAAGUCAACUCAACUACGUCGCCCUUCAAUGUUUCCUACUCGUGUGAUUUCCCCAGGACGAUGGAGCAACAGCGGCUUGUCUCAGCUUGGGAUACCAUCUUGAGCCGGCAUCGCAUUCUCAGCUCUCGAUACACCAAUGGAAUCUCAAGAUCAUACAGUGAGGUUCCACCUACCGUAAAACAAGUCCAGCAUAUCGAUAUACCGAAGGAAGUCAAUGACCCAUUCGAUCUUAAAGUCGACGACCUGAUCCGCGUCUUACUAUCGCCAACCAAGAUGCUUGUCGUUGUCAGCCACAUCAUCUGCGACCUCACGACCCUCAGAAAAGUACUUCAAGAGGUGGCAGAUGUAUAUCAUGGAAUAACGCUAGCACCUGUGGCAAAAGCAUAUUCACAUCAUGCAUGGUCGGUGCCAGCUCCACUUGAAAACUUGUCAUUUUGGCGCAAUUAUCUUUCCAACCCAUCAUUGUCAGAUUUUUCCGUUGGUAAAAACACGCCCAGAAAGCAAUGGGGCGGCUCAUCAUACGUCUGUGAAAUUCCACAAAGCCUUUACAAUUCCCUCCUUCGCUUCUCAUCUGCUAGAAAGGUCACGAUGCAUCAAUUGGCAUUAGCAUCGGUGGCCCUGGCGUUGCAACACAAAGAAACACUUUGCGACAUCACCAUAGGGGCUCCGUAUCUGAAUCGAAAUUCCGAAGACGAUCUCGAAGUAGUAGGUCUUUUCUUGGAGCCUUUACCCAUCCGGAUUCAGUAUCCCCAAGUGGAAAACAACUUGUCCGACUCUGAACAUUCGGACUCUUCCCUAGGAACGGAAUUAAAGCAACUUUCAUUCAUCAAGUCGGUUCAACGCUCCAGCAGGGCCGCGCUUUCUCAUGCAGUUCCGUGGGACCAGCUACUUUCACAUCUGGGCAUCAAACCUGAUUAUCCAAAUCAUCCACUGUUUGACGCCAUGGUUACAUUCCACGAUCUUGACCACGACCUGGGACUUCCUAUUGACGGCGUCACAUCAGACGACACUUGGGCGGAAGGUUCGAAGUUCAAGAUUAUGGCAGAGUUCACUGCAAGUAGGAAAGGCUGUCUGAAGCUGAGGCUCGAAUACAGCGAUGAGUGUUUUUCUUGCGAGGAUGUUAGGCAUAUGCAGAGGUUGAUCGUAGCGGCACUUGGUGGUUUAAUGGAAGGUAAAGAUUAUGAUGAGAUUGUGAGAGUGUUGAGGUCUGUGCAAAUUUCUCAGAAGGAAAGUUAA